Molecule: messenger RNA, 804 nt
Organism: Cyprinus carpio (common carp)
Lineage: Eukaryota; Metazoa; Chordata; Actinopteri; Cypriniformes; Cyprinidae
Product: GTPase IMAP family member 9-like
Exons: 1
Coding region: 1-804 (267 amino acids)
Source: RefSeq, a predicted model, not a curated record
AUGUCUGAUGUUUGUGUUGUUCUGGUUGGGUUGGAUUUGGUAUGGGUGGGGUGGGAAAGGAUACUAUUUGGUGGAAAGGCAUUUAAGGAAGAACUUUCUUCUGAAUCUGUGACUGAGAAAUGCAAGAGACGUCAGAAGACAGUGGAUUGUCGAAACAUCUCAGUGAUCGACACUCCAGGACUGUAUGAUACAUCAGUCAGUAAAGGGAAACUGAAGAAUGAAAUAGUGAAGUGUGUAGAAAUGUCUGUUCCUGGUCCUCAUGCGUUCCUGCUGGUCAUCAGACUGGACGUGAGAUUCACAGAAGAGGAGAAAAACACAGUGAAAUGGAUUCAGGAAAACUUUGGAGAAGAAGCUGCACGUUACACUAUCAUUCUGUUCACUAGAGGAGAUCAGCUAAAAAUGUCUAUAGAGAAGUUUCUCACCAAAAACAAGCAGAUUAAUGAUCUAGUUAGACAGUGUGGAGGCAGGUAUCACGUAUUUAAUAACACUGAUAAAAAUCCAGCACAGGUUACUGAACUGUUCAAGAAAAUAGACAUAAUGGUGAUGAAGAAUGGAGGAGAGCAUUACACAAAUGAGAUGUACAAGCAAGCUCAGAAAAAUAUAAUGAUGAAAAAGGUUGAAGAGACAGCUUUAGUGGGAGUGAGUGUGGCAGGUGUAGGAGCAGCAGUUGCAGGAGGUGCAGCAUUAGUUGCUGCUACUGGAGGAGUGGCUCUGCCUGUAGUUUUAAUGGCAGGAGGAGCAGCUCUAACAGGAGGAUCAAGUGCUAAAGUUAUUGCAGAUAAAUUUAGGAGGAUCAAGUGCUAA